CCUGAGCUGGUGCUUGUGCUUGGUCAGAACACGGCGAGCAGCGAUACGAGCAGCAGGUAACAUCGGCGCGCGCGCGAGACUGAGUGUGACUCGUCGGCCAAGUGGCUGGACGACUGUCCAGGAGGGACGCAAAGAACCGCAGUGCUGUGUUAGUGCCAUGAGCCGCUGAGAGCUGAAGUUGGUCAUCUCCUCCAAAAUUGGUCGGUGCGCGGCUGUAAAAAUGGCAAACAACAAUAACACAGCGAAGACCUCGGUGGUGCGAAUGGAAAAUGACGACUCUCUGCAACUCAUGUUCGACCUGGUGCUCAAGCCCAACUCGCAGCGGCCGCUGCAGGUGCCCCUGCGCAUGAGGAAACUGCCCGACUCGUUUUUCAAGCCGCCCGGCAAGGGCUCCAAGUCCGGCUCCGGCACCAACAUCUCGCACAGCCGCGAGAACAGUUCCGACUCGACCUUCGGCGCCGGCAACACCAACGUCAACUCGCCUUCCGCCACCGUCUCCGCGUCCGCCGGCUCGCCGCAGCAGCAGCAACAGCAGCAGUUGGCGCCGCAAGCGGCGCCGCCGCCGCCGCUGCAGAUCAGCCAUCCCAGGGCGCACAGCUCGCCGGCGUCGCUGCAGCAGACGUACGCCUCGGCGCACCAACAGGUGCCGACCGCCAGCGCUGCCGCCCACCACCAUCGACAGCGCAGUUUCGACGUCCUCGGGGACAGCGGACCUGACCCCCUAGGACCCCUGCCUCCCGGCUGGGAGCAGGCCCGCACGGCAGAGGGACAAAUCUACUUCUUAAACCACCACUCACGUACCACGACCUGGGAGGAUCCACGCAAGACCCUGGCCGCACAGACCCUGGCCGCGCAGGCAGCCCAGCAGCAGGCGGUGCAGCAGCAACAGGCUUCGAGAGAGCUCCUCGGGGCCACGCCGCCACAUCCUGCUCCAUCCCCUCAACCUCAAGCAGUCAUCGUCGGCGAGUCAAGCAACAGCCGCGGCGGGGUGCUCGCCCCCGGCCGCCUCCAGCAGCAACAGCGGCAAGCGCCGGCAGCCGCCGCCGCCGCCUCCGUGUCGUCGUCGCCGUCGCCAGCGGUCGCGGCGGCCGCCGCCGGCGACCUGGGCCCUCUUCCCGAGGGCUGGGAACAGGCCACCACCCCCGAGGGAGAAGUUUACUUCAUCGACCACAUCGGCCGGUCCACCAGCUGGUUUGACCCUAGAAUACCGAUGCACCUGCAACGACCCAUGGUUUCCCAGUCGCAGGCACCCCAAAUGGGGGCGUCCAACUGGCUCAACAGCCCCCUCAGCCAGGCACACAAACUGCGCAUGCAGAGUCUGGUCCAAGAGUGCGCCACUAUCAAACAACGAAAAGACGACAUUGAUGCAUUUGUGUUGCAGCAAGCGCUAAUCAUGCGGCAAAAAGCGAGUCUGGCGCUGAGCGAAGAGAGCACGGUGGCGAGCAACAUGGUUUGCGGCCCGACCGGCAUGGACCCCUUCCUCAGCAGCUUGACUGAUCACUCGCGCCAGGAGUCUGCGGACAGUGGCCUGGGAAUGGGCACUGGAUACAGCCUGCCGCAGACUCCGGACGACUUUCUCAGCAUGGAUGAGAACAUGGAGAAUAUGGACAUUAAUGAGAAUGACCCUGUCAGUCAAGAAAUGGUGUCGUUAGACGGACCAGACAUCAACUCACUCAGUGCAGAAAAUAUUGAGUCUACUGAUGAUCUUGUUCCGUCUCUACAGUUGACCGACGACAUGUCCAACGAUCUGCUGCAGUCCAUCAUCAACAACGCAGGAGGAAGGACCGACAACACGCUCACAUGGCUCUAGUCUGCUAAACGUUUGAAAGAAGUAUCAACUAGCUCUGAAAAUGUGUUUGUGUGCUCAUCGAUCCGCUGCCGAACUCGACUCCAGCCGAAAUGGUGCCUACAUACUAAAAUGAGCCGCAAAAAUGUCGUUGAUCAACGUGCCACUAUGCAAGAGUAUUGUAAUAAUAAUUAAUGCGAAGCAAGGUGUAAAGUGCAAAGGAAUGAACUGAGAAUCAAGUUGAGAGAAAGAGAAAGAGAGAGAGAGAGAUUUAUUAGCACGCAACGCGAAAGUGUAUCCGAGUUAAGAAUGGCAGUGUGUGCGUGCGCGCGCGAAUGUGAAUAAUUCAAAACUGUAUAUGCGGAAUGCUUGACGUUUUAAAUUUUUUCUGUUGCUCAAAAUCCAUCCCGUGACAGCUAACUAGAUAUUUAAGUGUUGAUAUUCUGCUCUUGACGAUUAGCGCGUACUUAAUUAAUUGUGUUUACACGCGGUGCCUUUCUGCCGCCUCCACAGAGACAAUACGUGUGGUACUAUGUACAUAUGAAGAAGAAGAAGUGCCUUCGGCUUUGGUGGCUAUAUACACCGUUUUGCUCACUCUUUUUUGACAGCGACUGCGCGUGUGUACGUAUUUUUACUAUCUCGUCGUGCUAGUUAAUUGUCCCUGGAUGGAGUGUGUAGUGUAAUUAUUAUAUAAAUCUUGUAAAAAUCCUAACCCACCUGCUCUCAACGGUGCACGAAUUCUAAAAAAUUAUUGCUCACACACAGAACCUGACACUCACUCAAUUUACACGCCAGCAAAUCAAAAGAAGGGCAGCCUCGGCUAAACAGUGCUCGUUUAGCCCCACGGCUGGCCCGGAAAAGAGUAUUUUGGAGCUACUCUUUUGUGCCUAAGUACAAAAGAAGGAACGCGCGGUUACGCAAAGAUUGGGUUUUUGCAAAUUUUUCAAAGCAAUUAAACAUAAAAUGAGUGUGCCUUCAUGCGUCCGUCCUAUUUAUUACUACGUAUAUAUGUCUUAUAAGAAUAUAAUUAUAAAUACGCUACGUUUAAGUUAGUAUAUCUGUCUCAAAACUUGUUAUUCAGAUAUUUUUGUUCGGCAGAAGCAUUUUAAAAUCGAUCGUGGAAAGAACAAAAGGUAUCAUAAUAGAGAUUGUCGGUGCGUGUACAUGCAUGAUAAAUAGGCCUGAAAGUGCAAUAUUUUUUUUGUAAAAAAGGCAAGGAGCCGGCUCGCUCCCCCGAGAAUUGAUCGACAAUCGUUUAAAUAAUAAAUACGGUCGCUGCCUGAGAACUAGAUUAAUAAUGUUAGGGGAGGCCCUUGUGCAUUGUGAGAGAUUGAUUUUGCUAACCGCCACCGUGUCGAUGGCGUCGUCCCCGUCCCUAAUGAUUAUGACUCUCUGAUGUUUGUACUAUUCUUGGUGUUGGUGCUUUAAUAUUAGCGGAAAGAAGUAAUUCACUCCUCGCGAGAGUGUGAUAACAAUUUAAUAUUUUAUAUUACGCUGGAAUUUAUUAAACGCGGAGUUGUAAGUGACUAACAAUCUCGCCUGUUGCCUGUCGCCUGUCGGGCGGGUGUGCGGCCGGGCUGCUGCUUCAUUUUUGUUCUCUCGCAUCUCGACUGCAAUAAAAUGAACGCGCAGAAUCAAACAAACCCCGUCACAGAUCAAAUUCCAACAGAAUAAAACAAUUGCCUUGAAAUAUUGUGAAUAUAAGAAACGCGAACACCUAUUUUCCGACGAAUUACACCUUUUCCCCCUGUGAAAAUGAACUUGGAAAGUGCAAAUAAUUGUAACGCAAUAAUGCAACUCCUUUUUAAAUCACUCGAUCGCAGCUUAUUAAUACAAUAUUAUGGUGACUAACAAGUUAAUAAAUGUGAGCACACACGCUCCCAAUUGACCUCGGGAGUUGCAGAAUAUCAAAAGCUGACGAUGAGUUAUUCAGCUUGAUUUGUUUAAUUUCGCAGAAGGUAGAAUCAACUAAAUGAUGUUGGAAAAGGAGAAUUGUAUUUUUUCAUUCAGUGUAAAUAAACAAAUACAAUAAAUAUCGCAA
This is a messenger RNA of Cloeon dipterum, 3827 nucleotides long. It is a transcript of the gene yki, whose product is annotated as Transcriptional coactivator yki. The transcript has 7 exons. The record is from RefSeq and is a predicted model, not a curated record. Gene Ontology annotation, biological process: hippo signaling; positive regulation of transcription by RNA polymerase II. Gene Ontology annotation, cellular component: cytoplasm; nucleus. Gene Ontology annotation, molecular function: protein binding; transcription coactivator activity. Bases 221 to 1810 code for a protein of 529 amino acids. Lineage: Eukaryota; Metazoa; Arthropoda; Insecta; Ephemeroptera; Baetidae.